AUGUCAGCGACAGGACAACAGCCGAAUCAACAACAAGAGCAUCGAUCCAACGGAUCUUCCUCUACUUCAACUAUUGUACUUGGGCUGCUCUCUCCCCCUCCGACCCCCCCUCCCUUGAAUUCCGGUCUUCCACCUCCCCCAUCUCGGCCUCCUGAUACAACUCCUGACAACGGAACUGGAAACUGUAUUGAAGUGUUGGUUGAGAUCAAGGAGCCUGAGACCGAGGUGAUUGAGUCUGAGGAGGUUGAGACCAAGGAGGUUGAGGAACAAGAACAGGACGAUGACACAACCAAAACCAUUUCUCCUGUAAGUUUUGACUGUGACUCACUUUUGCCACCCUCUUUUCUAACAAGUAUGCGGCCCCCUGAAGCAACAGCCGACUUCAAAUCUACUGUCAAGGCUAUUUUUCUACGCUUAAUAGCCCUUCCGGGUGACCUUCGGGCGGUUGAUCAAAACCAAGCGAGUACAGCAUGCCAACCUUCUUCUUGA
Molecule: messenger RNA, 489 nt
Organism: Fusarium mangiferae
Lineage: Eukaryota; Fungi; Ascomycota; Sordariomycetes; Hypocreales; Nectriaceae
Exons: 2
Coding region: 1-489 (162 amino acids)
Source: RefSeq, a predicted model, not a curated record